AUGUUAGGUCCUACCACGUUUACCCUAAAGCAUCACUUCUACCCGAUCGGCAAUACACCAGCAGUCAAUCUGUUACAGUCUGGGUGCACCUUCCGCGAGAACGGUGAUCCAGUAAGAGCAUUAUUAUUGGGUUGUGGAGAUCCUAGAAACUUACUCUUCACCUUGUGGUGCAAUAAAGAUGAGACAAAAUGGGAAUUCAUGUGCUGUGAUUUAGAGAUCGCAAUUCUUGCACGCAAUGUUCUCUUUUUUUCUCUCGUCAUUGACAAUUUAUCUCUGACAUCUCAUGCAUCAAUCUGGAACAUAUGUUACCAUUUCUACAUUACAGAUACUGACAAUACUUUGCUACAAGCACAAGUCUCCAAGCUCAUUGAGCAAUCAGCGAAUUUGGAAGUAUGGUCAUCUUCGGUGUAUGGUGCAGCAAUCAAAUUCAUGAACAAAGACACUCUAGAUCGAACUCGAGAUAUUUGGUCUCAAUAUCUGCAGGUCGCAGAACUGAGAAAAGGCUCAGAAGAAAGAGAACAUUUUGAAACUGAAUUUCAAUUCGAGAUCGAUACCACAAUCAGAGAAAAUCAUUUCGAAAAGGAGGGACCUAGAAAAGGUGGCAGGAAGAAGCAUGGACAUGGUCUUCGCUCAGCAGGUGCUCAUUGGCGACGUGCUAUUCAAACAAUGACCUACGCUUUCGAUGGCUUCUGGGAUCAUGGCGUAAUCGCAGGAAAUUCCCAAGAUCUAAAAGCUUUGAAGCAAGAUGGUCGACGCGUGAAUCCAUUGAUGGCGAUUUCUUCGGCAGGUAAUACAUUUUCAAUCCCACCAACCUCAGACCCUCUCUUAGGGUUUCACAUAGCGAGCUCCUUCGACAAUGAGGAUACUUUUCAACAACAACUAACAGAUAGCGUUGUGAGAUUGGCGAAAUCUCAGUUUCAGGAGUGGUGCAUGAAUUUUGGGGAGAAAGUUCGUUCCAGAGCAUUUAUGGUUCGACUCUACUGUGGCGAUGCUUUGCGACUUUGUUAUGAGCUGCAACACUUGAGAGAUCCCGGAAUAAUGGGACCAUAUAUUCUCAGAUUGUACGCCUCGAACUGGCAUUCCACCCCAUUGAUUCUCGACAAUCUCGAUACGUCAAACGAUAUUCAUGCAUUUGACAUCAUCGAUACUAAUAACUUGUCUGAUGCGCUAGGCAUUUUAAAUCUGCUGCCAGCUAUAUCGCCACUAUUGUCGCGUAACGCAACCUCAACCAUGUUUACAGAAACAAUUUAUAGGUUUACCAAGGAUCCCGUUGACACAAUAUCCGAUAUCUUAUGCUGCGAUGUCACAACAAUGUCACUUCUCUUAGGACUAGCACCUUCUGGCUACUUAUUCGGAUUCACUGCAGAUGCCCUCGGGCUAGAAGCUGAGAGACAGUUUACCUUGCACCGAGACUCUGACAGCUAUCAUAUGCGAAUCGCUUGGAGAUGUCCAAAUUUAGAAGAUCCGGUUGGGGUAGGAUUAGUCUUUGAACAUGACGAACUUGCAGACUUCUUUUUGAGGCUCUAUCUGAAGAUGUUUGAUUUUGAGUCGGCUUCUCCAAGAGCCGAAAGAUUACUUGAUGCUUUGAACUACAACCGCUUGACCUUCGCUACUCUUGUCUGCCUAGCAAAAGAUUAUAUCAGGCCUCCUGAUCAUUGGGCACGCUUUGUGGAGUCGCUUCUCAAACGCAUUGAAGAUGAUAAGAUUUUAUGCAUUGGCGGUCUUCAGCUUCAUGAACUGUCCUUGCACUUUCGCCUCUUGGGCAGUCUGUCUCAAAUUGAUUUAUCUAAAUCUCCCCAAGAGAUGAUAUUUAGAGGUCAAGAGGGCUUCAAAGAUGGUUCCAUCAGUUCGCGAGACCGAAAAGGUAAUGUGAAUUUGCUUGGCCAACAAGGUGUUCCUGACGUCGUGUGGGUCACUUUAAGUGUCACGCGACAAAGCCUCAAACCACUUACGACGUGCAUCAAUGAUGGUAGGGUCGGACUUCAAAUCAAGAUCUGGAACAAAAAGCUGCAUAGUGAUGCAUACUUCUCAUCUCUUCAAUGCUUUUUUGGCAGCUUGGUUCGAAGUUCUGAAGACAGAAAUGCUCAUGACGUUUUGGAAGACAAACUCGGUUGGAAAGGGUCAUCUAAUCUAGUUGUAACAUGUGCUAUUCCUUCUAGAUUACUAUCGGUAGGCUCCAGGGAUGAUAUUAGAGUGGAACUGGCAGUCUUAGCUACCGGAACAUCUGUGAAGCUUUAUGGCCCCUUACUUGGGCGCAGAUUGGUGAUAUGCAGCUAUGGGCUUGAUGACGACAAUCUCUUGGUUUCAAGAGAGCCGCCAGGAUUUCGAUUGCCAUGUGCUAUAAAAGGUGUCACGACUACUCAAACAGCAUUCCGUCCCUCUAAGCAACUUUGCUUCAUCCGAAUGGGAGCCGACUCGUCGAUUACGACCAUGGGAAUUCGAAAGAAGUUUAAGAGUUUCGAAAAAGAAAAGGCUAUGAGAGCCCGUCAAAUUUCUCCUUGCACCAUAUCAGAGAGACUUGGGCCCAAUGAGCACAGGCGAUUCCAAUUCCCAUAUCCGUUCAGUCUCAAACAAGCAACAAUUGACCGAUCAUCAAAGAUUUCGACAUUGGUCGUUAGUCCCAGAUCAGCUCCGAAUUCCUUGGAUUAUGGUGGCUACGGCAUAAAUCCCUUUCCUAUUAUUCUAGAUGGUUCGGAAGCUUAUCCUCUCACUCUUCCCAAGGUGAAUCUAAAUCAGCAACCAACCAUAUCUGCAGUUGGCCCUAAAGCUGUGGAAUGGAUUGAGUGUUUGAUGCAUAGCAUGUCUUGUGCUCGAGAACGUUCUUACUCGCCCGAAAUGAAAAGUAGUAAUGAUCUCCCGGCUCUCUUCAACAUCAAACGCUAUAUCCACAAUAUGGCAAGGUCCUUUGUUAAUCCAACUCCUCUAGGCCGAAAGCAAACAUUCUUGUUCAGAACUCAUGACCAGCGUCAUAUCGCCACAAUCAUCUUCGUCUCUGCAUUGCGGCAUAAUAUCGAUCAGAGCUCGGUUGUGUUGGAUGCAUAUGUACUUCCAUUCAAAACAGAAAACUCGUCAUUGAGUCCCGUCCUAGACGAGCUACUAAACCACAAUACUACUCAAGCCGUAGAGUACACCAUGAAGGAGGCAGAUGAACUCGCAAUGAAACAAAUGCUUCCGGCAACAGUAGAAGCCUGUAGAAAAAGCUGGAACCACGCCCCAGGAUGCGAGUACCGUCAGUAUAGCUCCAUCACCCUUUUCACCGAACUCAGCCAAUCACCAACCUGUUCAUGUGGGGAAGGAAAGGACAGGGAAAACUUUCCUCGAGUCAAAGGUUGGGAAAUCUUGAGUAAGUAUGCGACGAGAAUCGCUCUAAUGCCGUUGUCGAGUGUGCCUUACGUUGAAGUACAUUAUUCGGAAGAAGAACAGACUCAGCAUGAAAAAUCUCUGCGUUCUAUAUCGACGUUGCGGGAUGUUAAUGCGAGUUUGCAGACAUUGCAGAUAGUUGAUCAGGUUAGGGUUGGGGAUUUGAGAGGAUGUAAAAGGUGUGGUGAAGUUCCAUUGGCAGAUAUGGAGCACAAGCAAUGUGCGAGAUGUCAUGCAGUUAAGUAUUGUGGUUCGGUUUGUCAAAGGGCGGACUGGAAGGAACAUAAGAAAAUAUGCAAGACCUCCGCGGCUAGCACUUAG
Sclerotinia borealis F-4128 is the source of this 3681-nucleotide messenger RNA. Lineage: Eukaryota; Fungi; Ascomycota; Leotiomycetes; Helotiales; Sclerotiniaceae. The record is from the annotation of a GenBank genome assembly.